GUAGGGGAUGAAGUUUGAGAGCGGUGGGGAGAGCGAUGAGGAGAACCCUUGAGGUGGUGAACUUCAAGGGCAUGCGCAUUGACUUGCCUCUUCACGGGUGCAAGCGCAUCGAGUCGCGCUUGCAGAGGUGCAAGGAGCGACGCAAGAACAAUGCGAAGGUCUGUGAGGUCCACAGAGGGCUGACCCUGGACCGUUGGUGUUCUUCCAUGAGCGACGCCGAGGUGGUGGAUGAAAAGGAGGACGGGAGGGGGUGGGAGGAUCUCAGGCAGUGCGACAAUGCGAUGGAGGAGUACUUCUGGGAGAAGCUGGGUAUAUCGCCACGUGUCUUUCGGGCGAUGGUGAUUGCAUCCAGUGUGGAUGGACGCCCGAUGGACGUGCUGCCAAUGUUGAUGUGGACUGCAGUCGGUGUCGAUCCCUCGUCUUCUCUGCUGGAGGCCUUCGAUAGAGGUCGGCCAUCAACGAUAGAGGAUGCACACGUGGAACACGAGGACCACGACAAGCAAAAUUGUGACCAGGGGCAGCAGUGGCAACCUUCAAUAGAGGGGGAUGGUCGACGUGCACGUCAACAACAUCACUUCCGUCCCCCUCCUCCUUCUCCUCCCCUUCCUCUGAAUCGUCAUCGUGGCAUCCUCCUCCUCGUUCUCUUUCCCCUGCAUAGCGAUGAGGAGGAAGAUGAGAAGGAAGAGGAAGCGGAAGAGGAGGAGGAGGAAGAGGAGGAGGAAGAGGAGGAAGAAGAGGAGGAGGAGGUGGUGAAGCAGGAGGAGGAAGAAGAAGAGGGCGGCAGCAUGAAGGCUCACCUUGUGGUCGACGGCGGAGGAGGAGGAGGCUUCCGGCGAAGCUCCAGCGGCAGCGGCGAUGGCUUGAGCAACAGAACAACGGGACCACUGGCGUCAGCGUCAACACACGGGGGGGGGGGACGAGCAGCAAGCAGCGCGGCGACGGGGCAGCGGGCCGUUGCUGGGAAGGGACGGGGGGUUGUGGUCUUCAACCUUUCACUCGAAAACGAUAUCGUCGAUCUAUCAAAUGUCAAUGCGAGGGCGACACAUAGUAAAGUAUGUGCACUUCUUGAAGUGAUCUACAACGACCCUGAUAACAUCAAGACUGAUAAAGUCUUUGAAGAUGGAUUGCCAUCUCCCCUCAGCCGGUUAUCUGUUCAAGCGCAAUUUAGGCUGCGGUGUCCUGGGCAGUAUCAAUCUGCUGUCCCCGGGAAGGAAGACAUGAAUGCUGCAUCAGCAGCAGCAAGCAAGAACAAAGAGACGAAAGUGAUGGACAUCCAGCGGGCCAAGCAGAUCAAGGACCAAAUGGAGCAACAUCAUCAGCAGCAGCAACAACAGGUUCUCAAACAACAGCAACCACAACCGCAGCAGCAGAACCAGCAGCAGCAGCCACAGCAGCAACUGCAACAGCAACAGCAACAGAGUGUCCGGAUUGCGAUUGAGAACCGUCGGAGGUUAGCAAGGGGACCACGGAGCGGGAGUGGCCCAGCAGCACAGGGAUCUGGGACAACAACUGUGCCCGCUGGGCCAGGUUCAAGCCCAGGGAUUGUGGAAGGGCCACUCACACUCCCUGCUGAAGAUCACCGUGUUGUUGAUGUGGACUAUCAAGCUGCUGGUACACAAGCUUUGGUCAGAGUCACUCUGCUUGCAGCUGGAUUCGUGAUUGGUGCACGUGGCGUGUCAGCACGUCAGAUCGGGCAGGUAACUGGGGCUAUUGUUCAAUCAUGGACAGAGACGGCCGAUGGAGACACCACUGCAAUGCGGUUGUUCCGUAUUCAGGGGAAGAAGACAACAGUUCAGACAGCAGUAGCUUUGAUUGAACAGGCUGUGCAUAAGUACCGUGAACUAUGUGAUUGUAAGCGAAGAGGAGAGUUUGUCCAAAGGGAGCAUGUCAUUGGCGGGGUGGAAUUCCAUUACCAGCCACCACCUCGGAAAGCGCUGAUUGGUAAUGGCCUCACAGAUCAGUCUGUUGCAACAGCAACAACAGUCGUUACAGUGGCAGCAUCUGGAAAGGUGCAGAUAGCUGACCCAGGAGGAGCAACCGGGGGAGGAGGGGGUUCCUUGGCUGGGCUUUCUGGGCUUGUUGCUGGCCUGCAACCUCUUUCACAGCAGCAGCAACAACAGCAGCAGCAACAACAGCAUCAGAAGCAGCAGCAACAGCAACAACAAGUGCAGAGGGAGCAUCAACAAAGGCAAAAACAGCAUCUUCUUCUUUUUCAUCAACAGCAACAGCAGCAGCAACAGCAGCAGCUUUUGGGAUCACAAAACCAACUUCAGCGGCCUCAUCAUGCACAGCCACAGCAGCAGCAGCCACAGCAGCAGCAGCCACAGCAGCAGCAGCAGCAGCCCCAACUAGUUCAGCUGGAGCAGCAGCAUCCACAUCAGCUUAGCCAGCAGCAGGUCAUGCCACAGCCACAGCAGCAGCAUGUUGCAGAGGAUGUCUGGUCUCGUCGCUUUCGUCAAUUGACAGAGGACCAGCAUCCAACAACAUGGCAGCAGCAAGCAGCAGCUGCAGCUGCAACUCCUACAACCACGUCGAUCUCUCAGAAAGCACCCUUGACUGCUUCUCCAUCGUCACCAUUUCCAUUUGAUCCAUCACCACGUCAGCAUCAUCUGUUGUUCCAAGAUUCCCGUCACAUGCAGCCACUUGCCUUGUCCUCAGGAGCUUCAAGCCAAUCGGGCCAUAAUAUUCAGGUACAGCAAUCGUCGGCCAGCAUGGUGGCAGGCAGUGUGCAGUCAUCACUACCAGUGCAGCUGCAUUUUCUGGAGAAUAAUGUGGGGGUAAUUGGAAGGGACACCCAGGUCUCACAGAGUCAAACAAAGUCACAACCGACUUCUCAACAGCAACCGCAGAUGUCACAGACACAGACGCAACAACAGCGGGAUCAGCAACAGGCCCAACAAGGGAUAGCAUCUCUUGAACUUGCAAUGCAGAGACAUGGGAUCAAUGACCGAUUGUAUGCUUCUUCAUCAUCACUGGAGUCGAUGCCAGCAAGCAAUAUUGGAGGACCCAAUGGGGCAUUCAGCAAUUCUCUUACAGGAGUCUCAGCAGCAGCAGUGGUGGCUGCCGCUGCUGCUGCGGCCACAGUAGAUAUGCGUGAUUCGAGCACCAGUGUUUCACUAAAUCACGACCUUGGCAAUCUAUGGUCCUCUACUGGCACAUGUACAGUUGGUGAAAGGGCUAUCAUUGGGGGGGGAAGCCCACAGUGGGGCGGAACUGGCCUGUAUAACAUCUUUGCACUUCCUGCAUCAGUGGAACAAGAUCUGGGGACCUCACGGUGUGUGCUGUCUGACAGUCACCAGUUCCGUCAAAGCCCGCCAAUCUCAUCAUUGCCAUGCUUCUCGACUGCACCCAUGAUGAACGGACAUGGAGGAGGAGGUACUGCAAAUGAUCUUCAUUCGCCAUUUGAGAUGGGGGUUGUUGGGGUUGGAACAGAGGACAACAGGGCAAUGGCAACCGGGCCUGCUCAUGGGGCCACAGAGAGGGUUAGGCCAGGGGAUGACUCAAAUCCAAUCCCAGCAUUCACACUCAACAGUGUCAAUGUGAACAGCAGCUUGACUUUCGAUCAGAGCCUGUACAGUCAGCAUAACAUGGGAAAUGAGAAUGACCCUGACGAGGGCCUUUGUAUUGUGUGCCUUGAGCGUCCAGUUGGAGUCUGCCUUGUGACUUGUGGGCAUUCGUCCUUCUGCAUAGACUGUGUGAAGGUGCUCGUGAAUUGUCCUCUUUGCCGGGAGCGAGUGGUGACGUACCAGCUGUUAGCUCCUCGAUUGCCUGGCCCAGGCAAGCCAGUGCCGCCGCCUACAGGGUCUUCAACUGCACAAGUCAGGACCAGUUCUAAUAUGUGGAAUUGGAUCAGCUCUGUAUCAGGGUGAGAAGCUCAUGGAGAUGGUGAGAUCACCAGGGACUGGUGGGAAAGAGUACGCAAUUGUAUUGAUAUAUCUGGAUUUUAUCUGCUUAACAAGCUUCUUCAGCUCAUUGAGAUAUCCAUCGGCCGGCCUCCCAGGUAGGAUGGCCUCCCCUUGUGUGCAGACAGUGCUUCGGCAACCAUGCAGUUCUUACGCAUCUGCCAAUACCUAUUCAGCAUGCACAGCACUGAUCAAUGGGCAUAGCAGUUGUAGACAGCAUAUGCUUGCUUGCUCGUGCUCUUCUCUAGCACCAUUCUCUUUGGCGCCAUUGUACUUGUAUACUAUGCCACUCUUGAACUUGUGUAACUUUGUUGCAGACCUGAUGUCUAGAAAGGAUGAAGAGGGGCUUCAAGUUCCUUGAAAAUCUGAGGACGGCGGACGUUUAAACAGCCUGCUGACAGCUAUUUUGGUUACCUUUUUCAUAUCGAUGAACAUGUGCAUCCGUCUUGCAGUGCAGUCUCCCUUACAGUCACGUUGUAAAGCAUGAGAGCUUGAAUCAAGGCCUCGUGCACCUUUCGGAUUGAUUCUUGACCAAUAUCAGUUUGCGCGGUGGCAAUGACAUUCCUCGAAGGUUGAAUUGGCUGUCCUUUAGGCUUCCUAGAUGGCUCUCUCUUCACAUCUAUGUACUUCAUACUCUGUGAAUUGAUUGGUGGGAGAGCUGUCUGAUAGCUGUUGCACCCCACCAUCAUUACUGCAUUGUUUGCGUUGUCGAAUCUCGAAAGAUUGAUUGAAUUGGUACGGAGGGUUUGGCAUCAGACUUCUGUCUGCUGCUGUCUACUGCUCCAGCCAGCUCCAGUGCAUCAUGAAGCCUGUGCUUUCCAUGGAAAGAUUUUGACAGUGCACCGUGUUCGCCUGAGAGACAAUCUGGCACUUAAUCAUGAAUGAUGUAUGAGGAGCAGAGGGGUGGCCUUAAGAUCGGUUGAUACACUUGAUAGAUGAUUGGGAAUGGGCGAAAACAGCAGGUCGCCAAUGGUCCGUCUCUGGCUGGAAACGGGUCACAAACGCUGUGAUUUUCCUCUCUGCAUGGCCUGUUUUCUACUGUGCAAUUCAUUGAUUUUCUUGUGAAGGGGGCUCUGCCAUGGUUGAGCAGAACUUGCAGUAACCCCUUCAUUGAAAAAAGCCUUUGUUGCAAGCUUGUUGUGAGCCGCAUUCAUUUCCCAUGGCUGGAUGACAAGAGGGACACACAGACAGAGGCACAGAGGGGGUUGAACCUCAAGUUUUUUCUCCUCCCUCAUGUCUCCGUCUCACUUUCUGCCAUGCGCAUGAAUACAUGACACGCAGGAAGGAGGGCUCUACCUUUACAUGCGCUCAUAGUCGGCAACACCGAACAGCUCUUGACAUGACUGGUGAUGGCUGCCACGACGAACUGGUACAGAGAAUGAACAAGGGCACUCCACUCACUGACACUGGAUUCCAGGGUACAUUUACCGGCCAUUGUUGCUAUGUACAGUUUUUCUCUAUGUUUGCAGAGAGCCCUGCCCUUCUCAUCUUUGUCCAAUUUUGCAUUUUCUCUCCGUCCAACAGCAGCAGGAGCCAAAGCAAAAGCAUCGGUGCAUAACUGCUCCGAUUACUGUAACUAUGCCUUCUUCCCCCUCUUCUUCUCGAUGAUCCACCACUAACCUCUCCCAACCCUUCAUCUCUUGUCAUCUUCUCGCCAUCUUUAUUUUCUAUCCCCCCUUCACUGGGGGUAAUCCCAACAACUCCUUCCCUCCCUCCCAUUACUUCAGUUUUGCUUGUGACACGCCGAUGAGGAAAGAUUGUUGCCGAUUACACUACCUUGGCACUUCCCUUCACUUAAUUGUUGUGCUCAUGGCAUGUUCAGGAGCAUGUCAUAUUGUACCUGGGCUUCUGUAAAAAGCCACGCGCCAACUCCGAUCUAGGAGUUGAUGGAUGGAUCCAACACUGACCCGCUUACGUUUGUCAACAUUCAGGCUCCUACUCUUCAGCCUGACCCUGUCCAUGCUGAACAUCCUUGCAAUGCCAAUGCCGAGCAACCAGAGCCAUACAUUUGUUCUUGAUUAGAUGUCGGAUUUGUGGUUACAUAAGGUAGCAUCAUGCACACUGCAGGGUUACCUGUCUACACUGCAUGAUUCAAAUUCAGAUGCUCGACUUGCUCAUUCGUCGAUGCAGCAGUUAGUGCCCUUUCUGCCUAGCUGUGUGUUGCCAUGGAGCUCUGCAGGGAUGCGCCUUAUGCAGGACCUCAUAUUUUUCAGCUUCCUGUUUAUCUUCUCUACGCCCAGCUUUCCCUCCCUCCAUUGCUUUCUGUUUUCUGCUUUGAUUUCUGUCAACCCUCCCUCCUUCCCCCUCCCCCCCCCCCCCCCCCCUCCUUCCUUGUAGAAAGCAUGUCCAUCACCACGCCAAAGGCCGUGCCUGCUUUCAUCAUCAAUGGCUGAUCAACAUAGGUUUUGCCACCUUUCUUGCGCCGCCCCCCCCUCCCCGCCUUCUGGUCAUCAGUGCACAAAACGACUAGGUUGUAUAUGCCCUGGAAUGAGCAGCAAUUCCGAAGCUAUCUCACGGCAAAUGUUGUAGUGUGGAGCAUCCGGGACUUGGGAACGACAUUCAUGAUCACCUUGACUCUCACUCACCCAUACUGGGUGCCAUCCGUCGAGCAUGUUCUGCCUGGCAUGGGCCCUUGUAGGUGAAUUGACACACCGUUACAGAAUUAGACAUGUGAUUGUUGAUGUGAGCUUUGGACGUCGGGAACUUCAAAUUUCGAGUUCCAUCGACUUUGACACCUGGAUUUUCUGAGAGAGAGUCUCUGUCAGAAGGGACUCUUGUCAAGCAAAGACAUUGGGGACGCCCCUGUAUGCAGCCAUCCAUUGACUGGCAGUUUUCAGUUGUGCCAGUAGGUAGGCAGUUGGAUGCAUUACCUUCGGCUUCCAGCCUUCCACGGAUGUUGACAAUCUUUGCGUUCCAGGUAGUAUCAGGUGCGAAAUAAUAAUCAGACUUGUUGAUACGUUAUUGCACAAAUGAUAGAGACAUACAAACUGCUGUAGCUGGGGGCUGUUAACAGGGUUCUGGUUCCACAACGUAUUUCAAGAAGAGGAGCACAGAUCGCAGCAGCAUGGACGUAGGGGUCUUCGAGAGAUGUGAAAACUCCACCUGGAUGCUGUGAACGGUUCCAGCUUGUUUAAGGACAUACUUCAAGAAGAGGAGCAGAGAAUGCAGCAUCAUGAAGCUCCAGUUUGUUCAAGGCUCCUCUGCCCCCAUUUGAAGGUCAGGCCAACACAUUUGGAAAUUUUGCCACGUGUCGUCUGGCUAUCGGACGACAAUCACGAUAUAUUCAGCUGAAUUGAGAGACAAAUCUUCUUCUGUCUUGAAGUUGUGCGACUGGUUGUCCGGCUGGUUGCAUGCUUGCUUCACUGCUUGAUUGGGUGGUUGUGUUGCUAUUUUGAGUAUGAUGCAUUGGCUGCAUGGAUGGUCCAUCGCCUUUUCCACUCCUCUGCUUGUUGCUGUGGCUGGUUGCCAGGUCAUUCUGGACCCUGGAAGCUCACUUGUCUGUUGGUUAUGUGAGGCAACUUGUCUCUUGGCCGUGUCGUACACCUCUCUACUACUUUGGUCAUAUCCUUUCGCCAGCUACUGCAUUCACAACUUCCCUUGCUUGGUCAAUGUGCUGGCCUCAAUUUGCCCCUGUGCCAACCUCUCUUUGUGGAGAUUGGCUGCUCUGUUGGUUAACUUGGUUUUGUUUAGUGGUUUGUGGAUUCCUUGCUAGGCGGUUGUUCUCCUUCACGACUGGUUGCCUUGAUGAUUGUGUAGUUUCCUUGUCAUCAUCUUGUUGAUCAGUUAAAUUGAAAGCUCUUGGCUGGAUGAGGAGAUGGGCUUUUGGUUGGCAGAGGGGAUGGUCAACCUGCUUUUCUUCCUUCUUCGGUCGGAUCACCCAGCUCAAGUUGUCUGGUUGGUUGCCAAGCUGUUCCAUAACCGCAAUAUAUCCUGGCUCACAGCAAAACAUGUUCAACCCUGCAGAAUGAUCCAAGCAGCAAGUUUUUGGGUAGCAUGAUGCGGGGGGGUGACAAAUGAACAGAGAGAUGCUUGAGGGUUGUUGACUUUUCGACACAACGAUCACAAGGCCCUUCACAAUUCUCAUUUGAGUCUUAUUCUCCAGCUUUUUCUGCUGUGCUCUAUGUUUUCCUUAGUUUUGGUUCUUUCUUUUCUUUUUUUAGGAGAUGCAGAGUGACUUGUCUGUUAUGUCACAAUCUGCUCAUUGGAGAGAGAUGAUGGACAUCGCAUGCCCUCAAAGAAGCUUUAACGGGUAAAACAUUGUCAUGCAGAGCAGCAAAAGUUACAACAACGUCUGCAUGAUGUGUCAACUUCUUUGAUACUUCCAUUUUCGAGCUGUUUAUGACGACACAUUGCACAAGUGCCAGUCAUGGUUUUUCUGUAGUAGCAACUUUCAGAUGUCAGCGCCAUCUUCAGACUCAGCUUGUAAAGAUGGGGACCAACCGUUGAAGAAGGUUGCUGAUCACUGACGUGAAUGGUGCGAGGUUUUGCCAUCCAUCAUGCAGCCCGUGGUGGCCGAUGGUAUGAACUUGAACUUCUUGAGAUCACCGCAAUUUUCGAUGACACCAUGCUGCCAUUUUGAUGGCCAUGACAUAUUGUUCAUGUCUAUUGGCGACCAACCUGGUGCCUGAUGACUUCAUAGCCCAGUGGCAGAACAGAGAUGAGAGAUGAUGGAGAGAGAGCGAAGAGCUGAAGGGCAAUGACUUUCGAUUUGCCGAAGUCAUUCCUCUUUGAGAAUUCUGGAAAACAUUUUUCAUGAUUUCACUUGACUCUGCUUGUUUGCGCCUUACACUGGAUC
Molecule: messenger RNA, 8697 nt
Organism: Chara braunii
Lineage: Eukaryota; Viridiplantae; Streptophyta; Charophyceae; Charales; Characeae
Source: the annotation of a GenBank genome assembly